AUGGGGGACCGCGGCGGAGCGGGAGGCUCCCGGCGUCGGAGGACGGGUUCGCGCCACUCGAGCCAGGCAGCGGAAGAGGAGGCGCGGGACGCGCCCGCGGGCCCCGACGUGGGCGCCGGGGGGGACGCGCCGCCGCCGGAUCCGGACCAGCCGCGGGUCGCCGCCGUGGGCAGCAGCCCCCGGGAGCUCAGCUGCCACCGCCUGCAGGAAUCCUUGUUCAGCUCUGACAGUGGCUUCAGUAACUACCGUGGCAUCCUGAACUGGUGUGUGGUGAUGCUGAUCUUGAGCAACGCAAGGUUGUUUCUGGAGAACCUCAUCAAGUAUGGCAUCCUGGUGGACCCCAUCCAGGUGGUGUCUCUGUUUCUGAGGGACCCUUACAGUUGGCCUGCCCUGUGUCUGCUCAUUGUGGCCAACGUCUUUGCUCUGGCCACACUCCAGGUUGAGAAACGUCUGGCAGUGGGGGCCUUGACAGAGCAGGUUGGGCUGCUGCUGCACGCGGCCAACCUGGCCACCAUUCUCUGCCUGCCGGCAGCAGUCGCCUUCCUGGUGGACUCCAUCACUCCGGUGGGCUCCAUGCUGGCGCUGUGGGUGUACACCAUCCUCUUCCUUAAGCUUUUCUCCUAUCGCGACGUCAACCUGUGGUGCCGCGAGCUCAGGGCCGGGGCCAGGGCUGACAAGCCAGCCAACGGGGCUGCCGCACAGCGUUCCGUGAGCUACCCGGACAACCUGACCUACGGAGAUCUGUACUACUUCCUCUUUGCGCCGACCCUGUGUUACGAGCUCAACUUUCCUCGCUCUCCCCGGAUCCGGAAACGCUUCCUCUUGCGGCGGCUCCUGGAGAUGCUCUUCCUCACGCAGCUCCAGGUGGGGCUGAUCCAGCAGUGGAUGGUCCCCACCAUCCAGAACUCCAUGAAGCCCUUCAAGGACAUGGACUACUCCCGCAUCAUUGAGCGCCUCCUGAAGCUGGCGGUCCCCAACCACUUCAUCUGGCUCAUCUUCUUCUACUGGCUCUUCCACUCCUGCCUAAACGUCGUGGCGGAGCUCAUGCGCUUUGGAGACCGGGAGUUCUACCGCGAUUGGUGGAACUCCGAGUCGGUCAGCUACUUCUGGCAGAACUGGAACAUCCCGGUCCACAAGUGGUGCAUCAGACACUUCUACAAGCCCAUGCUGCGCUGCGGCGUGAGCAAGUGGGUGGCAAGGACAGGCGUGUUCCUGGCCUCGGCUUUCUUCCACGAGUACCUGGUGAGCAUCCCUUUGCGCAUGUUCCGACUCUGGGCCUUCACCGGCAUGAUGGUGCAGAUCCCGCUGGCCUGGGUCACCAGCCGCUUCUUCCUGGGCAACUACGGCAACGCGGUCGUGUGGCUGACACUGAUCAUCGGGCAGCCGGUGGCCGUGCUCAUGUACGUCCACGAUUACUAUGUGCUGCACCACGAGGUCGCGCCUGCGGGCGCCUGA
Messenger RNA from Orycteropus afer afer, 1455 nucleotides. RefSeq names its product diacylglycerol O-acyltransferase 1 (gene DGAT1). Bases 1 to 1455 code for a protein of 484 amino acids. Lineage: Eukaryota; Metazoa; Chordata; Mammalia; Tubulidentata; Orycteropodidae. Gene Ontology annotation, molecular function: diacylglycerol O-acyltransferase activity. The transcript has 17 exons. Gene Ontology annotation, biological process: triglyceride biosynthetic process. Gene Ontology annotation, cellular component: endoplasmic reticulum membrane. The record is from RefSeq and is a predicted model, not a curated record.